CCCAAUCUGCUCCUGCCUCAUGGCAACCAAUGGCGCUGGCCCUCAUCCUGGGUGAGUGACAGUGGGGAUGUGGUGCCACGGGGGUUGGUGGCCCUGUGUGGGACCAGGACUAUGUCCCUUGCAGGUUGGUGUCUGGUGGCAGCGAGCAGGGCACAGCAGCUGCCCCCACCCUCCCUGUGGCUUCACCCCAGCCACAGGGUGUCCCUGGGGGACAAUGUCACCCUGCGGUGCCACCUGCCCCAGCAAGCUGCCUGGGUCCAGCUCUGGUUUAAUGGAACUUUGAGAUCUGACAAGGAAAAAGACAAGGAGCAAGAUACAGUGGAGUUCUCCUUGGUUGUCACAAACCUGGAAGACACGGGGACAUAUCAGUGUCGGUACCAGGUGUCAGAGCCACUGUGGACAUCGAAUAUGAGUGACCCCGUGGAGCUGGUGGUGACAGGUGAGGGCACUGGGGACAGUAGGUGGACCUGAGCUUUCCCGAAUGGCCAAGUCCCAUCUCUACUCCUUGCACACAAACCACAGCUAC
Numida meleagris (helmeted guineafowl) is the source of this 526-nucleotide messenger RNA. Its product is annotated as natural cytotoxicity triggering receptor 1-like. NCBI's taxonomy places the organism in Eukaryota, Metazoa, Chordata, Aves, Galliformes, Numididae. The record is from RefSeq and is a predicted model, not a curated record. The transcript has 2 exons. Bases 112 to 471 code for a protein of 119 amino acids.